CUAUAAUUAAGAAUGGUACUUGUGUUGGAAGCUGUACCGACGCCAGCCGCCCCCGCGGACGCUGACCGCCUUUAGGCGGGCGGCUUUAGUGUCAGUCAACUAUUUGAUACGGAUCUGGAAACUUGUUCCAAUAGUGAUCUUUUAAAAUCAAAAUGCCUGCCAGAAACAAGGAACAGGAGGAAGAAGUUCUAAACUGGAUCAGUGCUGUUCUUGGGGAACCGCUUCCUAAAGGCGCGUAUGAAGACAUCUUGAAAGAUGGAGUCAUUCUGUGCAAGCUUAUCAAUAAAUUGGCACCCGGAUCAGUUAAAAAGAUCCAGGAAAGGGGAACCAACUUUCAACUUAUGGAAAACAUUCAAAGGUUUCAAGCAGCUAUUAAAAAGUACGGAGUUCCAGAGGAGGAAAUAUUCCAGACAGCCGAUCUUUUCGAGAGACGUAACAUUCCUCAAGUCACCUUGUGCUUAUACUCUCUCGGUAGAAUAACACAGAAGCAUCCCGAAUAUAACGGUCCUCAAUUAGGACCUAAGAUGGCGGAGAAGAAUGAAAGAUCUUUCACAGAAGAACAACUUCGGGCUCACAACGCUGAAUUAAACCUACAAAUGGGUUACAACAAGGGGGCGUCCCAAUCGGGCCAUGGUGGUUUUGGCAACACUCGUCAUAUGUAAUUUUCCUACUAAUAUAUUUAUAAUCUAUAUGAUAAAAGGCAAAAGUGCCAAUUUGUCAUCACAAGAAACAGUAUUUUAAAUUAUUUUUUAUUUUUUUAAGUCUGUCUUUCAAGAUGGCUGUUAUAAUCUAUCUGGAUUUCAAUGUUGUAUUUUCUUUUGUUAUGAAUGAGUGAUUUUUUUUUAAAGAUGAUUUUCAAACAGUUUUAUAUUGGGUUUAUAUUAAUUUCAACGUAAAAAAUCCUAUUUCAUAAAUCGAUCAUUGUUUUGUACAUAUUUUAAUAGCAAUAAAAAGUUUAUUUAUAAUA
Molecule: messenger RNA, 967 nt
Organism: Danaus plexippus (monarch butterfly)
Lineage: Eukaryota; Metazoa; Arthropoda; Insecta; Lepidoptera; Nymphalidae
Product: myophilin
Exons: 4
Coding region: 153-662 (169 amino acids)
Biological process (GO): actomyosin structure organization
Molecular function (GO): actin binding
Source: RefSeq, a predicted model, not a curated record